AUGAAUACUAUUGCAGCAAGCAAUGGCUAUCAUACGUCUUGUUCCAUAACAAAUGGACUCAGUGACAAAUCGACUUCGGCUAAACCAAAAAGAAAAAAAUUAAAAUCACGGACAACUCAGUCACUCGAUCGUGAAACUAAUGAACAAAAAAAGUUCCAAAAAACAAAUUACAUACCAUCUUUGGCCGAUAAAAUAACCGAUUCAAUCAGAAAUAGCGAUCAAAACAAGGGUCAAUCAUCUGCCACAGAUAGUUUACCUGUUCUAUUUAUAAAAACAACUCCACCAUUAAUAAUGAAAAAACCUCAACAAACAACUGGCACAUCAUCGAAACGUGACAAUAAAAAAACUGAGAUUAAUCAUUCAUCAUCUCGUCCAUUAUCAGAUACUGUAUCAACAGGCCGUGCUCAGUCAUCUUCAAUUAUUCAUACAAAUCAUUCAAUUUAUCAGAAUCAUCUUCAUCAUAAACUAAGCCCAUCUCCACCAGUACGAACACCAACUCAACAACAACAAAUCGAACAGCAUAUUCCUUCGCUAAAAAAGCCUCAUAUAAACAAUGAAUAUUGUGAUUCAUGUGGCGACUGUUACGGUGAAUUAAUCUCGUGUGAUACAUGUCCAGCAACAUUUCAUUUAUUGUGUGCUAAUCCACCACUAUCACGAGAAGAUGUGCCAUCUGGUUCAUAUUAUUGUGAAAAUUGUAUUCUAAAUAAACGAAAUAAUCCCUCGUCAUCUACAGUUUUAAUCAAUAAUAAUAGUAACGAUACAAAUCAUCAGCAAAAAACAGCAUUCGCAUUUGAUCCUAAAAAAGCCACAGCAAAAUUAAACGGCGGUUAUAAACUCGAUUUAUUUGAUAUUAAAAAGCCAUCGUCAUCAAAUAAUAACACAAGCAAUGUUAAUCAUAUCAAAUCUUCUAAAUCGACAGCUAACGAGUCUCCACAAUCGCCUAAAUUGAAACCGUCAACUUUAUCAAAUCAACGUCCACAUAAACAAAAUUCAGUGUCAAACCAUGCUAUAUCCCACACUAUUCAAUCUUUUGAAUCUCACGAGUUUAAAAAACGUUCAAAGAAGAAGUCAAUAACAAAUACAAGUAAACGAAAACGAAUAGAUGAUGAUGGCGUGUUGAUUGAAUCGACAGCUCCUUUAUCAGCAGCAACAGUAUCAGUAUCAAAUUCUUAUUCGUCACCGCCUAUUUCUCCCUCAAAAUUAAAUUCUUCUGUUGAAGUAUUAAAACGUUUAUUAUUAGCGGCUAAACCGGAGGAAUUCAAAGGUCCCGCAAUUCCUUAUGAUGUAAAUAUAACAAAUAAUCUUCAUCCAUCAUCGUAUCUAUCAAUUAAUUCUGUUUUAUCAACAAUGACGAACCAGUCAUCGUUAACAAAUUGUGUUAAUGUGAAUGAUGCAAAUGAUACAGAGAAUACAUCGACUCAUAUUUGGCAAAAAUAUUGUUUUCUAUGUCGUCAUAUAAAAUCACCUUCGAAUAUUCAUUGUCCACUUGUUCAUUGUGAUUAUUGUCCAUUAACAUACCAUUUAGAUUGUUUAAAUCCACCGUUAACAUCGUUACCAAAACAAAAAUGGAUGUGUCCAAAUCAUAUUGAACCAAUAUUAGAUAAAAAACUACUCAAACAUUAUGGACAAUUGACAUGUUUAAGUGAAAAAAUAAAAUUAUAUAAAAAAUUUUCAAAUGUACAACCAAAUUUAAUUAUACAAGAAUUUUCUCAACUGAGAAAAAAUAAAAAAUAUUUGACAUUGUUAAAUAAGAAUAAAACACAUCUGGAUCAAAUUCAAAUUAGUCAAAUACCAAAAUCAAUUAAAAAUUAUUAUAAAAAAAUAUUUGAUGAGAUUAAUAAACAACAGAAGAAAAAAUUUAAAAUGAAUGAUUAUGAUGAUGAUACCGAUGAUGAUUUAGAUGAUAACGAACAAAUAGACAUGAUCGAAUAUGAACAAAACAAUGAGAGAUGUCAAAAUGAACACAAUAAAACUUCCACAACUGAUCCAUAUGAUGUUGAAGUUUGGAAUACAAUCCAAUUAAUUAUAGAUCAUGUCACUGAAUUAAAACUUUACCGACCAUUAAUAGUUGAAACAAAUACAAAUAAAAUGAAUGAUACAGAAAAACAGCUUCAAAAACAACAUGAAUCAACAAAUACUUUGAAUAUAAUAGAUAGAUAUCUGGAUACAUUGAAUGAACCAAAUUAUUUUCAUUAUCGUCCAAUUCCAGAACCUAUCCAUAUAGAAAACAAUGGUUUAGCUGCACUUGUUGCUGCUGCCUCUUCGCUCUAUGAAGAACAACAACAACUAAAUCAACCACCACCACCAACAGCAACGACAACAGCAAAAUCUCUCAAUUCUCAACCGAAAACAUCAACCACCAGUGAUAAAUUAUUGUUAUCAAAUACCAUUUCGAAACCACAGCAAUCGUCUUCGAAAACAAUUCUGCAACCUCAAACUAAAACAUUUCAAUUAUCCCAACAUGCUUUCUAUAGACAAUAUUCAAAAUCUUCAAAUCAUUUAUCCGCAACAACUGCACAGUCUGAUACAAUUUCGUCAUUAUUACGUAUUCCACCACAUCAAACAACGUCUAGUUCUUCAUAUCAACCAGUCAAAUCAAUUUUGAAUAACGAUCAACAAUUCGAUAAUUCUCUUAAAGUAUCACAAUCUAAUACGACACUCUCAUCGCAUACGCUGUUGCCAUCAUGUAUUACACCAGCACCCUUUAUACAUAGCGAUCAUGUUUAUAAUAAAAGGACAAUAGAACCACAGACAUCAUCUAAUACUACCGAAAUUAAUCAGAAACAUGAAGAACAAUCACAACAACAGUCGGUUAUUCAACGUUAUGAAUCUAUAUUAGAUUUAGAACAUUUUCGUUUAUCCUGUACGGCUUUGAUUCAUACACGUACACAGCAAGUACUUUAUCUAAAUAAGCGAAAUAUUUGGUUUGGCUUAUCAGUAUCAAAUGAUAUAUGUCUAACCAACUUUAACGGUUCAUUAACUUGUCAGUAUGUUAGUGAUAAACAUGCUUGUCUUUAUUACGAUGAAAAAAUAAAUGUAUUUGAACUAUUAAACUAUAGUGAAUAUGGAACAAUUGUCAAUGGAUUUAGAUAUGGUUUAGGAGAUUUGUCCAGUGAAGAUGAAGAUGAAGAUGAAAUAGAUAGGAGCAACGAAACAGAUAAUAGCAGGACUAUUGAUUCAUUAUCAAUUCCGUUACAACGAUGUUAUUGUUCAUCAUUACCAAAAUAUCAUUCAGCAUGGGAUGGUGCGGCACGCAUUGAUGCUGGAACAGUAAUACAAAUUGGUUGUCACGAAUUUUUAUUUUAUCGUUAUGUUGUACGAUAA
Molecule: messenger RNA, 3324 nt
Organism: Didymodactylos carnosus
Lineage: Eukaryota; Metazoa; Rotifera; Eurotatoria; Philodinida; Philodinidae
Source: the annotation of a GenBank genome assembly